AUGCCAUCUGAGAGGUGCCUGAGUGUUCAGGAAAUGCUGACAGGUCAGAGGCUUUGUCAGUCCAGCUCCCAUAAUGAUGCUGUCCUGGCAGCCCUGAACCAACAAAGAAGUGAUGGCAUACUUUGCGAUGUCACCCUUAUUGCUGAAGAACAGAAAUUCCACGCACAUAAAGCAGUCCUGGCAGCCUGCAGUGACUACUUCAGAGCAAUGUUCAGUCUCUGCAUGGUUGAAAGCGAAGCUGAUGAGGUGAAUUUGCAUGGUGUCACAAGCCUUGGUUUAAAACAAGCCCUGGACUUUGCAUAUACUGGACAGAUCCUCUUGGAACCAGGGGUGAUACAGGAUGUCUUAGCAGCUGGGAGUCAUUUGCAGCUGCUGGAGCUUCUCAGUUUAUGUUCUCACUAUCUUAUUCAGGAAUUAAAUAGUUUUAAUUACUUGGACCUGUAUAAGCUUGCGGACCUCUUCAACCUCACUUUGUUGGAGAAUGCAGUGGUUGACUUCUUAGUAAAACAUCUCUCUGAGCUAUUGAAGAGUCAUCCUGAAGAAGUUCUGGCACUCCCGUACUGUCUCCUUCGAGAGGUUUUUAAAAGCGAUAGACUCACUUCACUCAGUGAAGAACAAAUCUGGCAG
Leptosomus discolor (cuckoo roller) is the source of this 627-nucleotide messenger RNA. NCBI's taxonomy places the organism in Eukaryota, Metazoa, Chordata, Aves, Leptosomiformes, Leptosomidae. The record is from RefSeq and is a predicted model, not a curated record.